Messenger RNA from Mangifera indica (mango), 1414 nucleotides. RefSeq names its product glycerophosphodiester phosphodiesterase GDPD1, chloroplastic-like. Bases 119 to 1267 code for a protein of 382 amino acids. The transcript is spliced from 7 exons. Gene Ontology annotation, molecular function: phosphoric diester hydrolase activity. The record is from RefSeq and is a predicted model, not a curated record. Gene Ontology annotation, biological process: glycerophospholipid catabolic process. Lineage: Eukaryota; Viridiplantae; Streptophyta; Magnoliopsida; Sapindales; Anacardiaceae.
UGCUUCCUUGCUCUCGGAAAAUCCCCUGGUAUAUAGGCUUCCUUCACGACAAUUCUCGAAAUACCCGAUAACUCCUUCUCUUUUUUUUCUCAACUUCAAUCAAAACGUAGAAUAUCCGAUGGCUCUUGCAGCCGUCCCUGUUUCCGACGUCCCUUCUCUCGACCAAGUCCCAGAAAAUGCUUCUCUUUCUCUCUUCUCUGCCCCUUUCUCUGCAGGCGUGAUGAUGAAUGAUGGUAAUGAUACGGCGUCGUUUAAGAUACCCAAGUUCUUAGUUGUAGGGCACAGAGGACAUGGAAUGAACGUGUUGCAAUCCUCUGAUAAAAGAAUGAAAGCCAUUAAAGAGAACUCCAUUGUUUCUUUCAACUCUGCCGCUAAAUACCCAAUUGAUUACAUCGAAUUUGACGUUCAGGUGACAACAGAUGACUGCCCGGUCAUUUUCCAUGACGACUUCAUCCUCUCUGAAGAUAAUGGUGGUAUUUUUGAGAAGAGAGUUACAGAACUUUGUUUAUCGGAAUUCCUGUCCUAUGGACCCCAAAAGGAACCUGGGAAAAUGGGAAAAACUUUGCUGAGAAAAACAAAAGAUGGGAAAAUUGUAAACUGGAAUGUCGAAACUGAUGACUCUCUUUGUACCCUCCAAGAAGCUUUUCAACAAGUGGAGCCUUCUUUGGGCUUCAAUAUUGAAUUGAAAUUUGAUGACCAUGUUGUCUAUCAACAGGAUUAUCUGGUCCGAGUUCUCCAGGAGAUCUUAAAGGUGGUGUUUGAGCAUGCUAAAGACAGACCGAUUCUUUUUUCGACUUUCCAACCGGAUGCAGCCCUCCUUGUUAGGAAAUUGCAGAGUGCCUACCCAGUCUUCUUUUUGACAGAUGGAGGGACAGAAAUUUUCCAUGAUGUGAGGAGAAACUCGUUAGAGGAGGCUAUAAAGGUGUGCUUGGAGGGAAGUUUACAAGGGAUUGUUUCUGAAGUUAAAGGAGUCUUUAGAAAUCCUGGAGCAGUCACCAAGAUCAAAGAAGCCAAGCUCUCCCUUCUCACAUAUGGCAAAUUAAAUAAUGUCUCGGAGGCAGUUUACAUGCAAAAUUUGAUGGGAAUUGAAGGAGUGAUAGUUGAUUUCGUUCAAGAGAUAACAGAAGCAGUGUCCGAUAUGAUUAUGCCACCAAAGGCAGAUGAAGAUAAUGAGAAAUUAAGUGAGGGCAAUGGGAAAAUGGAAGUAAAAGGGAAACCAGAGUUCUCAAAGAGGGAGCUUUUUAUUUCUUUUGAAGCUCAUUCCUGAAUUCAUACAGAUUUAAUAUCAGCCUUUUACUCCAGAGUAUACUCACAGUUCUGCAAAUCUUGCCAUUAUGCGGCUGAUAUUGGGGUUAGGACUUGCGAUGGUCACCUCCCAUUUACAUUUUUUUUGGCAAGUAACUUCUCUUUUUUA